Podarcis lilfordi (Lilford's wall lizard) is the source of this 3181-nucleotide messenger RNA. NCBI's taxonomy places the organism in Eukaryota, Metazoa, Chordata, Lepidosauria, Squamata, Lacertidae. The record is from the annotation of a GenBank genome assembly.
GCAGUAAGUGUGUGUGCACACGCAUGCGCACACCAGGACUUUGUUGAUGAGCUCACUCCUGAUUUGCAGGGAGUUUGAGUCAGCUUCUCCACAUGGAUCAAUAGCUACAAGAAUCUGUAGCGAUUGUGAAUUUUAUUCAACGGAUUAAUGGCUGGAACAACUUAAUUCAUGGUUAGUGCAACUAAAACAUUAGUUGCUUUCAUCUGCUUUGUAAUACACUUAAGUUUUGGGGUUUGACAAAAAUAAAAAUGGCACGACUCUUUUCGUACAGGCAGAUGAAACCUUUGGAAUGGACACUUGAGUUUGAUGGCGGUUCAGUUACAUUAUGAAGCAUAGCAGCAGCCCUUUCGAACGAGCUAGUUGUGUGGUUGCCAUAUUUUUUUGUUGGCAGGGCUCCUGUGCCUUUGACACCUGCAAGGACAGGCAGAAAUAAAGCCGGGCUGGUUUUCCCUCACUACAGAAAGCAAGGAGAAGUUUUAUCUGGUUGGUUUCUGUGUGUGCACACGCUUCGUGCAACUAGUAAGACAAACAGGAAUCCUGUUAGUGGGGAGGUAGCAAGUGGAAGCACUCUCUGCUGGGCAUGGCAGCCUUGUUCUAGAUCUGUUUGCAUGGCAGUUGGAGGCAGGAAGAGUCCUGCCAAAUUCAGCCGUGACGCCCAAAUCCUUACACAUACAGGCACACUCAACAUCUGGACCUAUUGAGGUGUGCAGGAACAAUGUAAAAAAACACCCUUCUACAAGAGGGGCCACACUGUUCAAAUUCAAUUCCUCAGGUAUGCAUUGGAGAGCUUUCUGGACUGGGUCCUCCUUAACCCACCUUCACCCUUCCACAUUCCCUCAUUUCAACUUGCACUGUCUUACUUGCGCUACUUACCCUCCUCUUGAGGUAGGCAAAUGUUAUCCUAUUUCAGCACGUUAAAGACAACUGAGGUACAGAGGAAACCAAAGGGACAGACCUGCAAUUCAGGGGCAGAAGAGGCUGUCUCAAAAUCCUGACUUUCCUGAGCCAUGCUGCUGUUCACUGGAGGACUGGGAGAUAUUCCAGCCUGGGAACUUCCAGAUAUUUUGAACUACAACCCCAUCAACCACAGCCAACGUGAAGGUAAGUAUUCAGGAAUAUUUGUAGUCACCCUGAGGGUCCUAGGGUCGACAGAUAAUACAGGGGUCGACAAAGUUUUUGUGGCUUGGGCCACUCCACGGUCCCACAGACGCCGCAGUUAGCCGGAGUGUGCACGCACGCAUGCACAAACGCUAUUUCCGGUGCUCCUUCUGGCGCGGAGAAGGCGUGCACAGCUUCCUGCAGCUAAUGGGAAGCCGGGCAGUUGUCACAGAAGGCAGUUCCUGCUCUGCUCCAUGCCGGAGCACAUGGGAGCCGACCUAGCAGGCAGCGGGGGUCCAUGGGCCGGUUAAACGACCCCCAUGGACUGCUUGUGGCCCAUGGGCCUUAGGUUGCCGACCCCUGACAUAAUACAUUGAGACCGAAAAUUAACAAUUUAAAAUGGACAGCCUAAGAACAGCAGACAAAACAAGCAGUUGUAGUCCAAAAAAUCUGGAAGGCUGCAGGUUGGAGCUGGCUAUCCCAAGGCAUGCUUUGCAAAUAAAAAGACCCAACAAAGCCAACAACUAUGGACAGCAGCUUGGCCAACAAGUAGCAACAACCCUAUCGCAAAUUUUGUGAUGUUUCUCUCCCUCUCAGAAGUCUCUAAUGGAGGUCAGAGAAAGAACUCUGUUCUGCUGUCACCAUCGGUUUAAAAAUGGUUAACACGGGUGAUGUUGGCUGCAAAGGAAGUUCCAAGGCUUUACUUUUCUGCAGAGUUUUUCCCCUCCUCGUUUUGUGCAGUUCAUUAGCAGCAAUGAAUAGAUGCCAGCUGAAAAUACAUCUAGCAUUAGCCAAGCUUGGCGGUUUCAAAGCUUUUAGCUAUGUUUACGAAAUACAAGGAGACCAAACACGCUGAAUUAGGUCACUCUCUCGUCUAGGGCAUCGGGGGAAACGUUCCAAUACAAACUGAAAAUGUGCCAAUGCAUUAAGCCUAAGUUGCAAAAGAAAGCUUCCCCUGAAAGUUUUGUCAAUUCUAGAUUUCCCUGGAAGCCCCCCUUACAGGUUAAUUAACAUAAAUCAAUAUAAUCUCCAGCCCCAUCAGAGUUUUAUAGAGAACCCAGAGAGACAAAAUAGCAAUGAAGGCAAAACAGAAACAGUAACAUUAGUCAAACGUGAUAUUUAGGCUGCAAUGCACGCUUACUGCAGAGCAGGGCCCACUGAACUACUCCAGAGGGUUGCACUGUAAAACUUGCAGAACCCAUCAGGUUAAAAGAAUAAAUUAACUGAGUUCUAAUACUGAGGAACACACUUGCUGUGUCCUUUACUGAAACAUACACAUCACAUAUGAUGGGAUGCAGCUGUUUGGAAUUUUAGUGUGUCUUGCUGCUGUUGCAAUUUUACAUUAUGGACUAUUCACAAUAUUAUUUAAAAAAAACCACCCACAUGUCUAUAGUACAAACAGUUCACAGUGAAUUUUGAAAUGUUAGGCCAGGAGAAGAACUGCCUUUUGGAAUAAUGGUCUAUCCAGGAUCCCAAGUAAAGCACGUCAAGCAGCUACAUUGCCAAAAAUAAUUAUUUCCUCUCUCCUUCUGUGCUAGGCUUUCAGCUCUGGACCCCCCAUGUCGGAAAAGGCACCUGUUACAGGAGCCUGCAGCAACAAGGCCUUUCUAGUCAGUGCUUGCAGUGCAAAAGAAAGUCCAGCAAAGCUUUCUAAUGGAACUGUUUUGUUCUGAAGAGGGCGGCAAUUUUCUUCCAGUAGAAACAAGAUUUUCUGGCAUUUAAUGGGUGACAGGUUUUGGGGGCUCCAUCACAUUCUUGUGAAUAUUGGGGGGUUUUUUUGCCUAAGCUCUACUACUGUUUCCUGCCCCUGCAGGCCAGUCCCUAGAACACCAUGGUCUGGGAGAAUUGUAGGACAAUUGCAGGACAGGAGGACAGAUCCCAAAAGGAACCCUUCUAGGAACGCUCUCCCAGGAUGAGAGUAGAUGCAAAAAUAUAUACGUUGGGCUCCGUUUACUGCAAACGUACUUUGGACUCCAACCGUACUAGAUCCAGAAUACAAUACAACUGUUAUCACAACCACAGAGAAGAGGCAAGCAACAGCUGCCCAGAUUUCUACAUAUUCCACUAAGAAUCUGGUCAGAUC